GGGCCCCCCACCGCGCGGCUCGGCGCCCCCAAAGCUGGGUGCCUUGGGCAGGUUCCUUGGCCGGUCCUGUGCAGAGGUCUCCCCGGCUGCCAAUGCCCGAAACGCGCAGGUCUCACAUGAAAACGGGCUUUACCCGCUGUGGAAACGCAAAGCCAGGACCACGCUGGCUUCCCUGUGGGGCAGCCGCCGCCUGUGCCCGAGGUGGCACGAGUCGUUUCAUCUGCGGGGCAGCUUGCUGGACACGUGUCAUCUCAAAACACAGGUGCUCGGCCUACGACUCGCAGCUGCGCCAGAAAGUGGCGGUGAAGAAGCUGUCGCGCCCCUUCCAGUCUCUGGUCCACGCGCGGAGGACGUACCGCGAGCUCCGGCUGCUCCGGCACCUCAAGCACGAGAACGUCAUCGGGCUGCUGGACGUCUUCACGCCGGCCACCUCCAUUGAGGACUUCAGCGAAGUGUACAUCCACUCAGCCGGAAUCAUCCACCGGGACCUGAAGCCCAGCAACGUGGCGGUCAACGAGGACUGCGAGCUGCGGAUCCUGGACUUCGGGCUGGCCAGGCAGGCCGACGAGGAGAUGACUGGCUAUGUGGCCACCCGCUGGUACCGGGCGCCCGAGAUCAUGCUCAACUGGAUGCACUACAACCAGACAGUGGACAUCUGGUCCGUGGGCUGCAUCAUGGCCGAGCUGCUCCAGGGAAAGGCGCUCUUCCCCGGAAGCGACUACAUCGACCAGCUGAAGCGCAUCAUGGAGGUGGUGGGCACCCCCGGCCCCGAGGCCCUGGCCAAGAUCUCCUCGGAGCACGCCCGGACCUACGUCCAGUCCCUGCCCCCCAUGCCCCAGAAGGACCUCAGGAGCCUCUUCCGUGGAGCGAACCCCCUGGCUGUGGACCUCCUGGGGAGGAUGCUGGUGCUGGACAGUGACCAGAGGGUCAGCGCGGCCGAGGCCCUGGCCCACGCCUACUUCAGCCAGUACCACGACCCCGACGACGAGCCGGAGGCCGAGCCCUACGACGAGAGCGUGGAGGCUGGCGGGGUCCCGCCCGGGGGCGCCGUGUGCCCUACGGCCCUGCGGGCACCACGCUGGGGCAGGGCCCGCGCAGAGCGGAAGCCUGGUGUCCGCUGGGGUGUGGGAGGCCCUGGGGCACAGCACCUGGGGGUGCUGCGGGGGGCGGCCCGCCGAGCAGCUGCAGCCUGUGGUCAGCCCCUGCUGCCUGCCCGGAGCCGAGCUGGCCUUCAGUCCUCGCGGUCCCUGCUGGUGGGCUCGCCGCCGCCCGCCCGCCGGGGCUUCUACCGCCAGGAGGUGACCAAGACGUCCUGGGAGGUGCGCGCCGUGUACCAGGACCUGCAGCCCGUGGGCUCGGGCGCUUACGGCGCCGUGUGCUCGGCCGUGGACAGCCGCACCGGCGCCAAGGUGGCCAUCAAGAAGCUGUACCGCCCCUUCCAGUCGGAGCUGUUCGCCAAGCGCGCCUACCGUGAGCUGCGCCUCCUCAAGCACAUGCGCCACGAGAACGUGAUCGGGCUGCUGGAUGUCUUCACUCCGGACGAGAGCCUGGACGACUUCACAGACUUCUACCUGGUGAUGCCCUUCAUGGGCACUGACCUGGGCAAACUCAUGAAGCAUGAGCGGCUGAGUGAGGACCGUGUCCAGUUCCUCGUGUUCCAGAUGCUGAAGGGGCUGAAGUACAUCCAUGCAGCUGGCGUCGUGCACAGGGACCUGAAGCCGGGCAACCUGGCGGUGAACGAGGACUGCGAGCUGAAGAUCCUGGACUUCGGCCUGGCCCGGCAGGCGGACAGUGAGAUGACCGGGUAUGUGGUCACCCGCUGGUACCGGGCCCCGGAGGUCAUCUUGAAUUGGAUGCACUAUACGCAGACGGUGGACAUCUGGUCAGUGGGCUGCAUCAUGGCGGAGAUGCUCACUGGCAAGACGCUGUUCAAGGGCAGCGACCACCUGGACCAGCUGAAGGAGAUCAUGAAGGUGACCGGCACCCCACCUGAGGAGUUUGUGCAGCGGCUGCCGUGA
Messenger RNA from Condylura cristata (star-nosed mole), 2018 nucleotides. RefSeq names its product mitogen-activated protein kinase 11 (gene MAPK11). The record is from RefSeq and is a predicted model, not a curated record. Gene Ontology annotation, cellular component: nucleus; cytoplasm. Gene Ontology annotation, biological process: intracellular signal transduction; protein phosphorylation. Gene Ontology annotation, molecular function: ATP binding; MAP kinase activity. The coding region runs from base 93 to 2018 and encodes 641 amino acids. The transcript is spliced from 21 exons. Lineage: Eukaryota; Metazoa; Chordata; Mammalia; Eulipotyphla; Talpidae.